AUGUCGAUCCCUACAAAGCGUGCUUGUGAUGCUUGCCAUCGUCGUAAGGUCCGUUGCAAUAGUCGUCAGCCAUGUGGGAAUUGCAGUCAAGCCGGGCUGUCAUGCACCUACGAUGCUAUCCCCCAGAAAAAAGGCCCUAAGGGCAGCAGAGCCAAAGUCAUAUCCGAGCUCAGAGAGACGCAGAAGCAGUCAGACCUUACUUCCAUGAUGCUGCAAGACGGCAAGGACAGCUAUGGAAGUCCUCCACAAUCACCCACACAAUACGCCAGAGCUUCCGGCCUCCUGACCCAUGAGCUCAUUGAAGGCUGCACCGACUUCUUCUUUACGCAAAUGUAUCCUACGAUGCCUAUUUUGUAUAGAGAUCAAAUACGGCAUGCUGUCGGCGAGAUGGGUCACUCCGUCGAAUCAUACUGCCUCAUCACGUCGUUCUUGGCCUUCAUGCUCAUCCAGCCUGGUAUCGUACUGAAGACGGGCCACCUCAUGGACCAGCCGGCUGGCUCAGUUACUAACCCAAGAAUGGGUUCUGUAUUAAUGGAGGAAGCUAUUCGCGUACGCAAGGGCUAUGACUAUGUCGAGAGCCCGACUGUCAAUACAGUCAUCUCUUCAUUUUUCCUCUUCGGCUGCUCUUUCGGCCUCAACAAGCACAACACCGCCUGGUUUCAUCUGAGAGAAGCAACAGCAUUAGCCCAGAUCCUGGGCAUGCAGGACGAGAACACGUAUAUGUUCGACAACGUAAUCGAGACGUCAAGGAAAAGACGACUCUUCUGGCUACUAUUCGUGACAGAAAGAGCAUACGCAUUGCAGAAACAUCGGCCACUGACUCUGCACGCCACGAUCAGUCUUCCGACAGUAGAUCAAGAUCCAACGAAUUAUUCUCUUGCGGGCUUCAUCUACCUGGUGAACCUCUACCGACCAUUCGACGACAACUUCAUCGGGCUUUGGAACAAGUCCAGAACAGAUUGCUCUCCCCUAACCCUCGCUCGGCUACAACAGCAGCUCACAGAAGCUUUGCCCCAGUUCCUAAAUACGACCGAGAGCCAAGCGGCAGACCUGCGGACGUCUCAACAAUGGCUUCGCACAAUGGUCUGGCAGCUUUCCAUCGCCAACGGGUUCCUCUCUUCAACGUCGCCGGAUACCUCAAUGACGUUCAGAUUCCCCAUUGAGAUUGCUAAAGAUCUCGUAGAGGUCACACGCCAAUUCUCAAAACAGUCUAUGGAAGUCCACGGCAUCGGCCUCAUCGAAAAAGUCUUCGACGUAGCCUGCACCCUCAUCGACGUUAUGUCGUGCGUCCCCCUCGAGUCCCGCAAAUUCGAGCCCGGCCCGCAAGAAUACCUCAACUCCCUGCUCACCCUCAUCUCCACUUUGCGCGGCGGCGAGUCUCGCUUCGUGCCUCUGGUGAUGGCUAAAAUACGUGAUACGCUGCCAGCUAUUGGCAGCCUGUUGCCACAGCUCCUGAUUGAAAAGUACAAUGGAUCGGGACACCUUGGCAAGCGCGCUGAGCGAUCUGGGCAACAGGUGGAAUUCAAGCAGGAAAAUAGUGGCGGGUCGAGCAGUGCGGGGAGCAGUCCGUUUGAGACACCACCAUUUAUGCAUUACUAUCCGCUGAACUGA
Letharia columbiana is the source of this 1611-nucleotide messenger RNA. RefSeq lists its product as uncharacterized. Gene Ontology annotation, biological process: regulation of DNA-templated transcription; DNA-templated transcription. The transcript is spliced from 4 exons. Gene Ontology annotation, molecular function: DNA binding; zinc ion binding; DNA-binding transcription factor activity, RNA polymerase II-specific. The record is from RefSeq and is a predicted model, not a curated record. NCBI's taxonomy places the organism in Eukaryota, Fungi, Ascomycota, Lecanoromycetes, Lecanorales, Parmeliaceae. Bases 1 to 1611 code for a protein of 536 amino acids.